Molecule: messenger RNA, 752 nt
Organism: Galendromus occidentalis (western predatory mite)
Lineage: Eukaryota; Metazoa; Arthropoda; Arachnida; Mesostigmata; Phytoseiidae
Product: protein spaetzle 3
Exons: 4
Coding region: 66-752 (228 amino acids)
Biological process (GO): innate immune response; central nervous system formation
Cellular component (GO): extracellular region
Molecular function (GO): Toll binding; growth factor activity
Source: RefSeq, a predicted model, not a curated record
UCGCUCACGACUUCGAAACAACAACAGCACCGCUUUUUUUCCGAGUGCCUGAACUACGGAGCGUCAUGACGCUUUUUGUGUUGUUGGCGACUCUCGGAAUCUUGCAACUGGACUCGAGCGUUAAAGCCUCAAUCGACGCGGGCUUCGAACAUGUGCCGUGUGUUCGGACGGAAAACCAGUUAUACUGUCCGACUUCGGAAAAUCUCUAUCCUAAUAUCAACAUCACCGAUCAACCAACCGCCGGGCACAAGUUCUCAAAGAAUACGACUUGCAAAAGAGAGAAAAUCGAUGACUUCAUAGAUGAGAACAAAUCAAUGAUUCGGCGGAUGUUCGGAAAUAUGCUCGACCCCGGCAUUUUCCAUUAUGAGACUUUCGAUGGGCAAAAACUACACCAUUUAGGAAAAAGAUCGGCCGAGGCAGGUCAAUCCCCAAAGAAACUCGAUGCUUGCGAAUCGACGGUUGAGAUCGUCACCCCCUAUUGGGCUUCGAACAGCCAGGGUAAAAUCAGAGCCAUCGUCAACACUCAGCACCUUCAGCAGGCAAUACAGCAGGAGGUCUGUCAGAAUAGUCAGACUCGAAAAUGCAACAACGACUGCGGGUGUGAGCAGAAAUACAAAUGGCACCGACUGCUCGCCUACGAUCCCGACGAUGACUGCAAGGGCAUAUUCAUGGACUGGUUCUUGUUCCCGUCGUGUUGUGUGUGCCGCUGUCUCAACCCGAAUGCGAAACCCCCACGGAAAACGAGUUACUGA